CCCAGCAGGCGGACCAGGCUGCCCGAAACCUCCCAACGCUCCCAGCCUGUUGCUUAUUCAUUCAGAGUGGGAAAGCGCCAGCCCAGCGGCCAGCCAGUACCGGGCUGGCCAUGUAAGGCCCCCAGGCAGUCCUGCCUGUCCGGUGCCCUGCAGAGAGCCUCGUGCAGCCCUGGGCACCGCCCCUGCCCUGCCCUGACCCCUUGGCCUCGAAAUGCUGUCAUCGGAGGAGCCGUCCCGCUCGGGACAAGGCCAGGAUGGACAAAGCUAGAGCUGGGGCAGGCAAGGAGCCGUCCUGUCCUCGAGGCCGUGGGAAGAGAAGCACGUACAGGAGUACACUCCUGAGAGCCUCUCGGUCCACCAGGCCUCUGCAGAGGGGCCACCAUGGCUGUAGCCCGAGCAUGCUGGCAGCUGGGGGCCCUGGUGUGGGGCGCCUGCCUCUGCGUCCUGGUGCACGGGCAGGAGGCGCGGCAGGGGCAGGGCUCGGACCCGGGGCGCUGGCGGCAGCUGAUUCAGUGGGAGAACAACGGGCAGGUGUACAGCCUGCUCAACUCCGGCUCAGAGUACGUGCCGGCCGGGCCCCAGCGCACCGACAGUAGCUCCCGGGUGCUGCUAGCCGGCGCACCCCAGGCCCCGCAGCGGCGCAGCCAAGGAGGCCCCCGGCGUCGGCAAGCCCCGUCGCUGCCCCUGCCAGGGCGCGUCGGCUCGGACACCGUGCGCGGCCAGGCGCGGCACCCGUUCGGCUUCGGCCAGGUGCCCGACAACUGGCGCGAGGUGGCCGUCGGGGACAGCACUGGCAUGGCCCGGGUCCGCACCUCCGUCUCCCAGCAACGACACGGGGGCUCCGCCUCCUCGGUCUCGGCCUCGGCCUUCGCCACCACCUACCGCCAGCCGCCCUCCUUCCCUCAGCAGUUCCCCUACCCGCAGGCGCCCUUCGUCAGCCAGUACGAGACCUACGACCCCGCGUCGCGGACCUACGACCAGGGCUACGUGUACUACCGCGGCGGCGGCGGCGGUGGCGCGGGGGCGGCGGCCGUGGCCUCGGCGGGGGUCAUCUACCCCUUCCAGCCGCGGGCGCGCUACGAGGAGUACGGCGGAGGCGAGGAGCAGCCCGAGUACCCGCCGCAGGCCUUCUACCCGGCCCCCGAGAGGCCCUACGCGCCGCCCCCGCCGCCGCCGCCGCCGCCGCCCGCCGACGGCCUGGAUCGCCGCUACUCGCACAGCCUGUACCACGAGGGCACCGCCGGCUUCGAGCAGCCCUACCCCGACCCGGGCCCCGACGCGCCGCCCGCCGGCGGCGGCGCCUACGCCACCGACCCCCGCCUCGGCUGGUACCCGCCCUACGCCAACGUGCCGCCCGAGGCCUACGUCCCGCCGCGGGCCGUGGAGCCGCAGCCCCCGUUCCGCGUGCUGGAGCCGCCCUACCUGCCGGUGCGCAGCUCCGACGCGCCCCCGCCCGGUGGGGAGCGCGGCGGCGCGCAGCAGGGCCGCCUCAGCGUGGGCAGCGUGUACCGGCCCAACCAGAACGGCCGCGGUCUCCCUGACUUGGUCCCGGACCCCAACUACGUGCAAGCAUCCACUUAUGUCCAGAGAGCCCACCUGUACUCUCUGCGCUGUGCUGCGGAGGAGAAGUGUCUGGCCAGCACGGCCUACACUCCCGAGGCCACUGACUACGACGUGCGGGUGCUACUCCGCUUCCCCCAGCGAGUGAAGAACCAGGGCGCCGCGGACUUCCUCCCGCACCGGCCACGGCACGCCUGGGAGUGGCACAGCUGUCACCAACAUUACCACAGCAUGGAUGAGUUCAGCCACUACGACCUGCUGGAUGCAGCCACAGGCAAGAAGGUAGCCGAGGGCCACAAGGCCAGCUUCUGCCUGGAGGACAGCACCUGUGACUUCGGCAACCUCAAGCGCUACGCAUGCACCUCUCACACGCAGGGCCUGAGCCCCGGCUGCUAUGACACUUACAACGCGGACAUCGAUUGCCAGUGGAUUGACAUAACUGAUGUGCAGCCCGGGAACUAUGUCCUCAAGGUUCACGUGAACCCGAAGUAUAUUGUUUUGGAGUCUGACUUCACCAACAAUGUGGUGAGAUGCAACAUUCACUAUACAGGUCGCUAUGUUUCUACAACAAACUGCAAGAUUGUCCAGUAA
This is a messenger RNA of Lynx canadensis (Canada lynx), 2151 nucleotides long. It is a transcript of the gene LOXL1, whose product is annotated as lysyl oxidase like 1. The transcript has 6 exons. Gene Ontology annotation, molecular function: protein-lysine 6-oxidase activity; copper ion binding. Gene Ontology annotation, biological process: peptidyl-lysine oxidation. Bases 382 to 2151 code for a protein of 589 amino acids. The record is from RefSeq and is a predicted model, not a curated record. Lineage: Eukaryota; Metazoa; Chordata; Mammalia; Carnivora; Felidae.